This is a messenger RNA of Camellia sinensis, 1185 nucleotides long. The record is from RefSeq and is a predicted model, not a curated record. Lineage: Eukaryota; Viridiplantae; Streptophyta; Magnoliopsida; Ericales; Theaceae.
UACCCGCACCAAACAAUACCAUUAUUUCACGAACAGGCAGCCACGCAUUUGCAACCUCUGGAUCCAACCUAACAAUGGCGAUGGCCGGUUUACAGCGACUCUCGUCCCAAAUCUCCCGAAACCGAUCAUUCUCUCUCUACUCCAAAUCACUAAUCACUAGAUCCUCCGCUUCAUCUUCAUCCUCCUUAACACCAUCGUCCAAGAAAGUCUCCGAUCGAGUCGUGAAGCUCUUCGCAAUCGAUCUCGACGGCAAGAAACGCGAGAUCGUCGGACUCUCAGGGCAAACCCUUCUCAAAACCCUAGCUAACAACGGCCUGAUCGAUCCGGCCUCGCACCGGCUCGAGGAGAUCGAUGCUUGCUCAGCGGAGUGCGAGGUUAACAUCGCUCAGGAGUGGCUCUUGAAGCUCCCUCCGGCGACUUACGACGAGGAAUACGUUCUCCGGAGGAAUUCUAGGGCUAGGGUUUUGAACAAGCACUCCAGGCUUGGAUGCCAAGUGGUCCUUGCUCCGGAGCUUCAAGGGAUGGUUGUGGCCGUGCCUGAGCCGAAGCCCUGGGACAUUCCCUAAAAAGAGGACCUCAAUUUGAUUACUAUGAAAUUUUGCAGGAUUGCAGAAUCCCUAUUAGGAGUCUGAGGUUUUGUCGCACAGUGUUAUGACUUGAGAGUACUUAGUUUUAAUGUUUAGGAAAUUGGUUACUGCUGAUGAAAAAUUAGAAGAUGGAGUAUUGCUGAUGGAGAAUGAGAUCACUAUGGAAAAGGCAAAUCAGAUCUGAGAAGAUCUGACGUGGUUCAAAGGUGAGUAUAAGAAACAGUACUUGGGAUUCUUUUGGAAUUGUGGUGCAAAUUGGAUCUUUGUAAUAAUAUAAUGGAGAGAAAUAGUGAUUGUAUUUUCCCAAUAGCUGGAUUAGAUGUGGUAACACCGGUUUAUGGGGAUGUUUGGCAUUUAAAGUUGUGAAAAGUUGAAUAAUAAAUGAAAGCUUCUUCCCAAUGGAUAACUAUUGUUAGAAAUGGCUACUUUCGAUUUCAUUGUGAAUCAAUGUAAUUAAAAUAUUUUAUCUUCUGGGAGUUAAUGUGCCUACUGUUAAGUAGUUAAGUAUGUGAACUUGCAUAUCCAGUGAGUUUUUUACUUCUUUGUAAUUGUUGGAGGAUGCUGUUGGAUCUUAAUGAACGCAGUUAAGUUUCAGGAA